Actinia tenebrosa (Australian red waratah sea anemone) is the source of this 7858-nucleotide messenger RNA. RefSeq lists its product as uncharacterized. The record is from RefSeq and is a predicted model, not a curated record. NCBI's taxonomy places the organism in Eukaryota, Metazoa, Cnidaria, Anthozoa, Actiniaria, Actiniidae. Gene Ontology annotation, cellular component: nucleus. Gene Ontology annotation, molecular function: protein binding. Gene Ontology annotation, biological process: DNA-templated transcription.
UAAACACAGGUGAGAGGCAAACRAAAUGGCGGCGAACAUGAGUCGACCUCGUUUAGAAUGAAACUCGAUCACUUAUUCUUAAAAAUACUCCGAUACUACCGUCUGUUCGACUUGUUUCCUACACAGGACUCACAGGAGGUGAAAAGCAUUUAAAUUCCACGUGAAAUAGUUUGUUUGCUGGAGCUCGACACUGUUUAUUCAAAGCCCAGUUGUUGGUGAAUUUAGCUGAAGAUAAGCUUAAUGAUGUCCAUGUGACCUCACAUCGUGUUAUUGUGAUUGUUUGGGAUUUGCGUUUGGUAUGGCUAGUGAAAGCAUCAGCAAAGCAGAGACACUGAAAACUAACUCAGGAUCAAAUGAACGAAACGAAAACGAUUCCAGGACUGGAUCAAGUGUUUGGAAUAUUUGUCCUCUUCCAAGCGACGCUCACACUGUCGAUCUGCGAGACAUCACUCCGUCAAUCAGUCCUGUCUUUACCGAUGAUCAGGUGCGAGAGUUGAGUGGACAAACCAGUGAUUUAGAUGUCCUGGGGGAUAAUUUUCUGCCUCAUGACGCUUUUAAACGUAUAACCGAAGUUCUCUCGCCGGAGCAAACAAAUUUACUUAUUAGCACGUGUAGUACACUGUGUGCGGAGUCAGAGGUGUUGAGCUAUUCUGAUCCAGUGCUGAAUGUUUUGGGCCAGUAUUCAUCGCCUCUCAAGCACGGAAAUGAUCCAAUGUUGAAUUCUCAAGAUGAAAUAUCCGAAGGAAUGAAUCCUUUGCUUGGAAAUCUUAACGAGAAAGAAAAGUCUAAACAAGUUGUUAUGAGUACGUCUACUACUGUUGUGUCUAGCUCGGCGGGAGUCGUCACAACAGCUUCAGCAAAGCAAAAUAAAAAAGAUGAGGAAACAAAAAGUGAAGAGGUAAAAGAGAAAGAUGACAAGGAUACGACAAAAGAAAAUGGCCCAGAAGUCAAAGACAGUAAGGAGAAUAAGAAGUCUGGGAAUGUCAGAUCUAGCUACAGUUUGCGAAGUUCCCCUCGUAAACCAAUUAAAGGUCAGGAAAUUGAAACUAGUCCAGUAAGGAACACUAGACUGCGGGCAAAGAAAGAGUCUCCUUCAGACGCAGACAGGAGAAAAAGCCCGAGGGGAUCACAAAAGCAGCAGCAAAUGGAGAAAGACAAUAGCACACAGGCGGGAAAGGACGGAAAGGAUGGAAGAGGUGGAAAACGAAAAAAUGAAACCCCAACUCUUGAAUCUGAAAAUUCCAAAAAAGAGGAUGACAAGAAAGAAGAAAGAAGGAGCCUUCGAAGGUCAACUAGGAUCCAAAGAAAAGACACCAGCCCAGCCCAAUCAGUUGUACAGUCACCAAGAAAGGGAAGGGGUGGAAACAAGAAGGCCACCACAGCUGCUGAAGAAGAACAGAUAGAAACAGCUGAUGAGAAAAAGGAGGAAAAGGAUGAAGAAAGUGCUGAAAAACCAGCUACUGAUAAACCAUCUGAUGUACAAGAUAGUACAGCUUCUGAAGUAAAAGAAGAAGAAGAAGUAGAACUGGAAGGAAGUGCUGAAAAAGAUGACAAGGCUCCAAAGGAAGAGAAGGAAGCCACUAUUAAGGAAGAAGAAAAAGAGGAGAAAAUUUAUCAGCAAAGUCUGUCAAAUGAUGUGCAAAAACUUAAACCCAUGAAUGAUGAGGUUAAACAAAUUCUGACAGAAAUUCUUGUCUUAGAUAAAGAAAUUUGUAAUCCCUCAAACAACACUGAGAAUAGUACUUCUGUCAGAGAGGAAGAAAAUACUGCAACAGAAGCGGUAGCACCCGUGGAAGAGACCAAGGAUUCCUCUGAGGAAGGAAAGGAAGAAAAAGAGCUACAAAAGAAGAAACCAGAGAAGAAGAGGGUAUCAAAAAAGGAAUUAACACCAUCAAGAAGAAGCAAUCGCAUCAGUGAGAGCAUUCAAAAACGUGAAAUUGAAGCAGCUGUUAAGAAAGCUCAAGAGGAAAUGUUAAAAGAAAUUGAAGAACAGGAAAGGAAAGAGAGAGAAGAAGAAGAAAGAAAGAAAAGAGAAGAGGAUGAGAGGAAGAGAAAGGAAGAGGAAGAAAAACAAAGGGAAGAAAAUGAAAGAAAGAUGAAAGAAGAAGAGGAAAAGAAAGAAAAAGAAAAAGAACAAGAGGAAGAUAGCAAAGAGACAGGGAUUAAGAAAGAUAUUGGUAAAGAAAAAGAAAAGGACAAGUACAAGAAGGAAGCUAAUAAGAUCACAGAGGAGCACCAUAAAAUAAAGGACAAGCCUACCGAUCACAAAUCUAAAGAAAAGCUUGAAAAAGGACAUAUAAAGUCAACUGAUGAAAAGGUUCCACAUAGCCCCACCCAUCACAAGAAACAACAUGCAGAAAAAGAAAGCAGUGAUGAAAAGCAAGAAGGAAUGCCACUGUUUGCUGUAGGAAUAGACCACGAAGUUUAUUCAAAAGUCAAGCAUAAAAGACAUCCAUCUGAGGAGGAGAAACCUUCUAAAGUUAAAAGGUCGAGGACAAGUGAACAUAGCAAGGAUGGAAGCCAUACUGAUGACGACAGUGGUGAAGCAACAACUAAGUCGAAAGAAUCUAAAGAAAGUGUUACAUCAUCUGAUGAAGAGGCAAAUGAUUCAGGAGAGGAGUUUAUGGAGGAAGAUUCUGAUUACGACCCAGAGUAUGACCCCGAGAGACUGUGGUGUAUUUGCCGAAAGCCUCACGGGAAUAGAUUCAUGAUCUGUUGUGAUAACUGUGAAGAAUGGUUGCAUGGAGAUUGUGUGUCUAUUACCAAAGAAAUAGGAAAAGAAAUGGAGAAGAAUGGAAUAGAAUAUGUCUGCCCAAGAUGUGUUAUAGCCAAAAAGAAAUUAAAAGCACAAGGUGGUAAUGCAGUCGACAACUCUUCCAAGGCAACAGACGAUAGCUCCAAUACUCCAAAAAGACCAAGAAGACACAGAAGACUGAAGAUGCCUAGAGAACCAGGUGAAAAACGACAUCACAGACAUUCUACUGACUCUGCAAGCAAGACUAGGAAGAGUGAAAGCAAAGGACAAGAAAAGCGAAGUAAAGAUUCAGGACACAAGGACCACAGCAGUGACAUCAGGAGAAGAAAUUCUGAUCCUUCAUCAUACAAAAUACCUAAAAAGGUGCGCACAACACCCACCCCAGCAUCAUUUGCCAGCAAGGCCCAGAGAAAAUGUAUUAAUACUGGUUGUCAGAACCAUGCCGAACAUAAUUCAGUGUAUUGUAGUGAUAGUUGCAUUGCAAAUCAAGCAUCAAUAUGCCCAAUCCAUGGGAAUCUUCCCACACCACAGCCACACCCCAAUCUCCUCAGAGCAAAGAGAGAGUAGCUGUGAUAGAAAGAAUGACAGGAAGACUGAUUGCUGGUGUCGCAGCUCCUGCUGAACAAGACUUGGUCCAUUGGCUGAAGAGGCAUCCAACCUUCGAAGUCAUUAAACCAUCUGUCUCCAAAGAAGUGAAAAGAAAAGACAGAAAGGAAGAAGAGAAAGCCAUCAGAGAUAACGUCAAAAGAUCUUUGAAGGAAAUUCUUUCUGGAAGAAUGAAAGAGGCACCAGAGCUAAAACUAACCAUUGAUGAUGUAAAUAAGAUGUCCAAUAACAUUGAAGAAGAUUUGUACAAAUAUUUUGGAGAUGCUGGUCCACGUUACAAGAGCAAGUACCGAAGUCUUGCAUUCAACCUUAAAGACUUCAGAAAUAAGGUACUGUUUCAUCAUGUUCUGAGUGGUGAAGUCCCCACAGACAAACUGGUUGGCAUGACGGCAGAACAACUGGCCAACAAGGAGCUAGCAAGAUGGAGGGAACGAGAAACUAAACAUACGUUGGAAAUGAUCAAGCAAAACCAGGAAGACAUCAACCCUACUAAAGGACAUAUCAAGAAAACACAUAAGGGAGAAAUUGAAUUGGAUGAAGAUGAAGACCUCAGCACCCUAGAGGUCCAUGCUGUUAAUAAACAAACUAAAGAGAAAUCGGAAGUGACUGAGGCAGACAGCAACACCUCUCCUGGUCCCCUCCUGGUCGACACCACAGACCAGCACCGCAUUCACUUGUUUGAUCUCAACUGUCGUAUCUGUACUGGUAAAAUGCAGCCCCCGGGGGAACCCCCACGGCAAGAGGACACUCUGAUGCUCGUGUCUACAUCGACUCCAAUACAAGCUUUGGCAGAAAGUUCAGUUCCAUCUCCACCACCAUUAUCAAUGGACAUUGCAUCAGUCAGUUCUACCGAGUCGUUCUCCCUGGGGUCCGUCUCACCGCCACCGAACGUCAAACCCGUCAGACGUGACAAACCAGUUUGGAAAGGCUUCGUAAUGAUGCAAAGUGUAGCUAAGUUCGGUACCAAUGCUUUCCGUGUGUCAGGUCCUUGUGACGAUCUGCUUCAGUUGUUACCAGACACGUUGCAUCUUCAGGGACGCAUCGGCUUUGAACAAGUGUGGGAUUAUAUCUAUCAGCUACGAAGCUCAACCACUAGAGAUGUAUCAGUCAUACGUUACGAGGCAUCAUCUGACGAGGAGAAGACGAGUUACGUGUCACUCUACUCAUAUUUCUACAGCCGUAAGCGAUGUGGAGUGGUGAAUAACUGUUAUACGGGUGUCAAGGACAUGUAUCUUAUGCCUUUAGCAUCACAUUCACCGAUACCUAACGAGCUGCUUCCAUUUGAUGGACCAGGAUUAGAAGAACCACGGCCCCACAUGUUACUAGGACUCAUCGUACGCAAUAAACCUCACUUCAAGCGACCACGCCCACUACACCACAAACCUACGUCAUCACCUCCAGCCAAGCGUCGCCAUAGCAACACUAAUAGAAGUAACGAGGAAAUCCUAGCGAAGGAUUCCCCACCUGAUGUCGAAGACAUUGUCUUCCAGUACGCACACAACAGAAAGACAUCCAGUGACAGCAAACCUGAUGCGUCUCCAUCGUCGGGGUCGUCCAGUACUCUCAGCUCCCCUUCUAUCGUAACUCCUAGUAUCUCAGGCAGUACAGACGCGUCGUUAGACUCAUCGUCGCAGAAGACAAGCCAAGAGGAACUACAUAAACUAGAAGCUCGCGCAAAGCAGUACAUGGCAUCAGCCCUUCAGCCAAGCAGUAAAACAGAAGAGAAAGACAAUACAAAGACAGCAGAAGAAAGCAAACUAAACGACGAUGACGACAAGCCAUACGACCCAGAGGAAGACUUUGACUUGGAUUUGGAACUGGAAAAACCAAUCGACGCGAAAAAGAGUAUCUCUGUGAACACCCCUACAGUUACAGCUAACGUAGCCGCUGCUAAUGCUGUAGAGGUCUCUUCCUCAGCAGGGGUGAGCGCCACGCCCACAAGCGAUGCCAAAUCUGUACAACAGUCGACUGUACAAAAUAUAUUACUUGCCUCAUCGAGUGCUCCAGCUGCUCAAGUGAGUAACAUUCCCUUAAUAACACCAGCUGUUUCAACAGGACAAGAAACAUCGGUUCCCUCCCUGCCCCUUUCUAUCUUUAUGCCCAUGACAAGUACCCCGUCGGGUACGUUAUUGACCAGUACAGCUAAGCCCCUGGCUACUCAGCCUGUCAGCUUACCAGCCGUUGCUGAUCUAGCAGGCAUCGUGAAGCUCAUUGGAGCAACCUUGAAACAAAAUACUGUUCCUGGACAAGCAACAACUGGUGAUGCGCAAAAUACUCAGACCACUACAGCACAGGGUGCAACUACCGGUACUGUACAGGGCGCAGGCACUAGCACAGCUAGGGACCCUAAACAUGAUUACCCGAAGGGUUCCUCUGGUCCACAUCGAGAUACCCAGUACAGAGGGUCUGAUGGAAAAGCCGACACGUCUCAUAGCAGCAGUGCACCAGAAGUAUCCGGACGUCCCUCUAGAGGGCCACAUCAUGAUGAGGGCUCAGAACACAAGGACCGUUCUGCGCCAGGAGGAAAUUAUUCCGUAGCUGAUCGACAACGAAUAGAUAGGGAGCGCCUUGAGUGGCGAGAGCGUCGAUACUCGAGAGAUGGUCCAAGAGAUCAAAGGGGACAUAGAGAUGUGGGCCCUCAAGAUGACAGAUGGAGGGACCAAAGAGACCCACGUGGGCCUCCCAUUCGUCGACCAUCGGAUGAUCGAUACCAGAGCCACGGCGACCAAUACGGGCCCCACCGGGGGGAUCACCAAGACCGGGGUCGGUACAAUCCUUCCCAUAGAGGAGAUGACCGUAGAGAUCGAAGGGAGAAUCGCAGAAGCGACCCGAGAAAUAGCGAUCGCUGGAGAGAAAGAUGGCGACGAUGACAACAUAAAAAGAAAUUCCUUUUUAAACGUUAAAUAGUCUAUAAAAAGAAUCAUCGUGACCUAUGGACACGAGAAGAUAGCGUUUCCUUGGGUAAACGUUUGUAAUAUAUUUUGGUACCGUUUUAGAGAUUUGCUUAUUGGUUAUAUAUUGUGAAGGCGCGUUCUGAUUGGUCGGCACAUUUCGAAGUAAGAACCCAGAAAAUAUCCUUAUUUUGCCUCAAAUCCAUUUUUUGUUGCUGAAUUGAUCUAUUGGUCAAUAAUUGUUAUAUUUAACGAACCUUGAUAGAAUCCUUAAUACAAAUUUUAUCCAACAUGGCGGCUGUGACGUCACAAAAAAUUGAAAAAAUGUAAUUUUUGGAGUUAAAAAAUUGUUUUUUUUAUUCUAGAGCUUUCUUAUUUCGGAAUCCGACUAUCAAACGAAUCGUUACCGAGUGACUUGAUUAGGUUAUGUUUACACACUACACCUGAUUUGUUUUUUUAAACGAAAGAAAUUGUUUUUCCUGUUGCGAUAAAAAUGUACCGGAAGCAAUUUGGUAUUACUCGCUACGAAAGUAAUUUGCUCUUGAUCCAAAAUAAAUGGUACAGCAACCUCACGGUGAUAAAGGUCGAAAAAGAUCAUUGCCUUAAUGACAUCGUUUGUAGCUAGAAAACCCAAUAAUUUCUCUUUUUUUUUUUUUUUUUUYKUUUYCMUWUUUUAAGUUUUUGUCAUUUUAAGAGCCAGUAAGUCGAGGGUACUUUCAGCUCUCUCCUCAUCAAGCAUUCAUUACAUACCUUUUUAAGUUGGCGUAUUUCCGGGUCCAACUGCCCACAAAAACCAUUAAAAUAAAGCAGAAAAAUGUUCUCAAAGACUUUUAACCUCCGUCUGAAACGGUUAGAACUUUGGACGAGAAAUCUUAUCAUGAAGAAAAACUAAAAAAAUUAUUAUAGACUGCCUUUCGUUUUGGACCCGGAAGUGAUUUUCCGUACGAUGGACGUCACACUUAAAAGCUCUAUUGUUACUUUAGCGAGCUUGAUCCACGGUACACGUUUUCAUUUGAAAAUUUUAUGGUAAGAAGUUUUUAGAAAACUUACGUUAAUAUAUUAAAACAAACAUUUUAGAGUCUAUACUUCUGUGUUUACUUGGUACAGUUUACUAAGCGCUGAGCCCGGACAAUUCCAGACAAACACUAUUUUUUCGUAUUUUAAUUCCCGUCCAUCAAACGUAUAUAUGGCAACCAAAAAAUUGACGUCUGGAAAUGUCCGACGUCUCAGAACCUACGAUCUAUGCACUUGUCUGAUAUGGUAAAAGAAAGUCCGGAGACAAAAACCGGCGUUUUUGUCUUGUGCGUCAUUUGAAUUGAUUACUGGGUGGUGGUGUUUCUAAGUCUUCACUCAAUUCGAUCAAUCUUAUCGCUCAUGGUUAAGCGUAGACAGUUGGACCGUUAUUGGCCGUUUCAUGCUAUUUUUCCCCCACUUGAAAGAAAGUGCUAAAGAGCUUGUCAUGCAUAUGAUCACUUUUUACCAUAUUUGGUAGAAAAGCCAUUCGAAAGUUGUGAGUGAUAGGUAGUUUAAUCAAUUUGAUGUCAAUUAUGGUGUGGUUUCCACUUGUGGUUAAAAUUCAUCAAAUAAAGCUUAAGUAGGGACAGUU